AAUAUUUGGGGGGAACGUGUGGUGAGAGAUCACUGCUUUUUCUUGAAGAAAUUCAACAAAAAAAAAAAUAAAUAAAAAAAAAUCAAAAUUAUAACAAUAAAUCAGUAAUCCGUUCUGCUUUGCUUUGCUUUGCUUUGUAAUAAUAUAUUCCUCAGGAAGAAGACAACACAAUCAACCGUUCCAACAAAGAAGUAACGAUCAUCCCUAAAGGCUAAAGCUCUGUGUGAAGAAGAAGCAAAAAUAUCACUUUGAUCCUUCGGAGUUGGGACAUGGCGCAGUUCACAGUGAGGGGCCGCUUAAAGCCUCUGUUAAACGGCGACGCCUUCGAAUUCAACAAGUCUCCGUCCUCCUCCUCCUCGUCGCCGCCGUCGCGCCGCCGGUUCAAAGCUUCCGGCGGCGGAUUCAGUGCCGCUGCGGCGGUGACGUCUUCAUUUCCUCUUCAACUUCAAGAGCUCAGACUCAGGUUUAGUGGUCCCGGCAGGAUUACUAGAGUGUACGCUAAUGCCUCAUCUCCGUCGUCGUCGCUCGGCAAAUCCAAGGAGUUACAUUCGAAUCCUGUGCCGGACGGCGGCGAAGACGACUUCUUUGAGGAGAUCAUGGACGAGGUUUCGGAGAUCCAGAGGGACGAGCUGUCUUCCUUCAGAGGUUUAGUGUUGGACCUUGCUUACAGACCUGUCAAUGUUGUCUGCUGGAAGCGAGCUAUUUGUUUAGAGUUUAUGGAGAAGGCAGAUGUUUUGGAGUAUUAUGACCAAACUGUGAACUCUCCGAGUGGUUCCUUCUAUAUACCUGCUGUGCUAAGGGUUCCUCAUUUACUUCAGGUUGUCAAAAGGAGAAGAGUCAAGAGGGCACUUAGUCGUAAGAAUAUCUUUUAUCGGGACAACUUUACGUGUCAAUAUUGUUCUUCUCGUGAGAACUUGACUAUUGACCAUGUUGUGUCAGUUGCACGAGGUGGGGAAUGGACCUGGGAAAAUCUGGUGACUGCUUGUGCGAGAUGCAAUUCAAGAAAAGGGCAAAAGACACUAGAAGAAGCAAAUAUGAAGCUGAUGAGUGUCCCUAAGGCUCCCAAGGAGUAUGACCUAGUUGCCAUACCGUUAACCGCGGCGGCUAUAAAGAUGUUGGAGAAGAGGAAGGGGACUCCUGAAGAAUGGAGGCAGUAUCUCUCAAUGCCAUCUUCAGCACCCUGAUAUACAUACAUACAACAAGGGUGUCCCCUGCAGCCUGUAAAUUCUGCCCCUCUUGCUACUUGCUAAAAAUGGUAAAGCUAAAGCUAAAGCAGUAGUCUUACUGGGAGAAGAAACCCACAUUUGCUCUAUCCCUGCAAGCAUCCCCUUGAUGCUGUUAUUGUUUCUAAGCCUGUGUAUAACAAUUGCUCAUAUGCUGUAUCAUAAACCUCUCUUUGAAUGACUGGUAUAACAAGUCAAUUUCACUAAUGUUAAAAUCCUGUGUCAA
This is a messenger RNA of Ipomoea nil (Japanese morning glory), 1449 nucleotides long. RefSeq lists its product as uncharacterized. Lineage: Eukaryota; Viridiplantae; Streptophyta; Magnoliopsida; Solanales; Convolvulaceae. The transcript is spliced from 7 exons. The record is from RefSeq and is a predicted model, not a curated record. The coding region runs from base 270 to 1184 and encodes 304 amino acids.